Molecule: messenger RNA, 444 nt
Organism: Hydatigera taeniaeformis
Lineage: Eukaryota; Metazoa; Platyhelminthes; Cestoda; Cyclophyllidea; Taeniidae
Source: the annotation of a GenBank genome assembly
AUGGUUGCAUACAAGCAGGAAAUGCCUCCGCCUGGAGGAUUUGCUCCUUUCAAUGUCUUCAACAAGGGGGUUAGGAAGCAUCUUAAUGGAUUGUACAUUAUCGGAGCUUUGUAUGUCUGCUCCUUCGCUGGUAUUAAGUAUCGUCUCUACAAAAAAGAGCUUAAAGAGGCCCGUGAUAAUGAGAAUCGGGAGGUGCGAUUGGCGCUGACGCCAUUUCUGGUAGCGGAGCAGCAGCGUAUGUACCUCAAACAACUUGUGAAAAAUCGUAACUAUGAAACGGAGCUCAUGAAGGACGUACCCGGCUGGGAGGUCGGUCAUUGGCACGACACUCCCGUCUACCACAACCCUCGUGACCUCUGGUGUGAGCCCAAUCUCUAUGAGUACUAUGCUCACCUGUCGAGAAAGGAUGCCGAUCGACAGCUUAGGGUGCAUCUCGAAUACUGA